CAACUACACAUCAGUGACGCCACUUUCGCACUCUCUAACAUUUCACCUGAUAAUCCCCCCUCAUCCGUGUGAUAGCGUCUUAAUUCUAUGUUUAUCUAAGAGCCAUAUCGAAAGGAAUUAAAAAACUGGUGGUAGUAUACGGAUUGCCACUGUAACUUGAUCUUUGAUGAAUUCAAACAUGAUCGACAAGGCAAACAUGGACAAUGGAGAUAUCACUCCAACCAGGAAUAGUCCUGUUGAAGGCAUACAAGAGGAACAACCGCCGGCUGUACCUGCAUCAGCUCCACCCGAAGCUGCAUCAACUCCAAACCAGGAGCUUUUGGCAGUCACGGACGAGGCAAGCCGGUUACGAGAAUUGCAGGCCGAUGUUCGUGACCUGGAUGAUCUUGAAAGAGACAUCUCUCGUCAGGCCGACAAGUUGCUCAUGGAACAGGCUGAUGAACGUGAUAGUAAGAGAUUGGAAAGGACUACUUUAGAGAAACAAAAGCUUGAAGCCCAAAUCUUGAAAUUGCAUCAGCGUUUGUCACAGCCGGUUGGCACAUCUGCGAGAGUUCGUACCAGGAAUGAAAUUGAGAAACUCGAAGCCCGCAAUGCUGCAUUGGCAAAUGACCUCACUGAGAUACAGCAACGGUUUGAUGAGAGGCAUCAAGGACAGGAGGCCAUUUCCGAGACCACUGGCACUGGCCGCAUGCCGAACGAGUCGCGCCGAGAUUAUCUCAUCCGGACCGGAAAAAUCACGCCCUUUUCCAAUAUGAGCGCUGGGCCAAAUCAUGGCCCCCUUGCCAGCCUUCAGGAUGCCCUGAUUGAUGCGGAAGAUGAACGCGAUGAAAUAGAAGCAUUAGAGCAGAUGAAAAAUCGAUCGGCGGUCUCACACCGUAACCUUGUGCGGCCAGGGUUCGGCUUCGACGAAACACCUGACUCUGGCGUACCGGAAAAGCUUCCUGUUCCUCGAGCGAGUAAACGCCGAAAGAUAGACAAUGGCUCCCACACAAGCAAGACCUAUCUGGAACAAGGAGGCUUGAAUCAAGGUGCAGAGGUUCCCGAGGAGAUUCAGUCGGAGGACCAAGACGAGUCUGUGAGCUAUGUUGAAUCUGAAGAGCAACCAUCUUCAUCAGAAAAUGAAGAAGAGUUCUUGCCUGAAGAGAGGCCAAAACGAAUGGCGAUGCGAGCAAAAGCUCCAAAGCCUUCGGACGAGGUCGAAGAUUUCAGUGGGAUGGACGACGGAAACGAAAAGCUUUACCAAUCCAGACUCCAAUAUUGGGUUGACCGAAGGGCAGCGGCUAGGAAGCGAGCCUUUGAAGCAGGACACCAACCCGAAGUGGAUGGACUCGAUCAGGGCGAACAGGAAGAAUGGUUUAUGCCUCAUCCCACAGUUGCGGACAUGCAGUAUGACAACGGAUAUCGGAUACCCGGAGACAUACAUCCACUUUUGUUCGAUUAUCAGAAGACAGGAGUGCAGUGGCUCUGGGAAUUGCAACAGCAACAAGUAGGUGGUAUCAUCGGGGACGAGAUGGGUCUUGGUAAGACUAUCCAAGUUAUCGCGUUCCUUGCGGGUCUCCAUUACAGCAAAAAAUUGACUAGGCCCGUCAUUGUCGUAUGCCCCGCCACUGUCAUGAAGCAGUGGGUUAACGAGUUCCACCGGUGGUGGCCACCUUUUCGUGUAUCCAUUCUGCAUACAUCCGGUAGCGGAAUGGUCAACAUCCGGAAUGAGAGCAGCAGAGAAGAUGCUCUCCUCUCCCAAGAGUGGAGUGCCUCCGGGCCUCGUGGCAUUCCAACUGGCUCCAAGGCAGCGAGGAGAGUUGUUAAACGUGUGGUAGAGGAAGGGCAUGUGCUAGUAACAACUUACUCGGGACUGCAGACUUAUGCUUCUCUCCUAAUUCCGACUGAGUGGGGUUGCGCUGUUCUGGAUGAAGGCCACAAAAUUCGGAAUCCGAAUACCUCGAUUACUAUCCAUUGCAAAGAACUUCGCACACCUCACCGCAUCAUUCUAUCCGGAACCCCAAUGCAGAACAACCUCACAGAGCUCUGGUCCUUGUUCGAUUUUGUCUUUCCAAUGCGCCUAGGGACUCUGGUGAACUUUCGGAACCAAUUCGAAUUCCCCAUUCGCCAGGGAGGAUACGCGAACGCCUCUAAUCUGCAGGUGCAGACGGCUGCUAAAUGCGCCGAAACUCUCAAGGAUGCCAUCAGCCCGUAUCUUUUGCAGCGGUUCAAGAUUGACGUUGCCGCCGAUCUGCCGAAAAAGAGUGAACAAGUCCUGUUUUGUAAGUUGACAAAGACACAGCGGCAGGCAUACGAGACAUUUCUUGGUUCCGAGGAGAUGAAAUCGAUACUUGGGGGGCGUCGACAGGUUUUAUACGGUGUCGAUAUCUUAAGGAAAAUUUGCAACCAUCCCGAUUUGCAAAACCACAAGCUGCUUUCCACAGCCACAGGUUACGGCAGCGGGUCCAAGUCCGGUAAAAUGCAAGUCGUCAAGUCGCUGUUAGAGCUAUGGAAGGAAACGGGACAUAAGACUCUACUGUUCACGCAGCACCGGAUUAUGCUGGAUAUCCUCGAGAAGUUUGUGAACUCGAUCUCUGGAUUUAACUACCGUCGAAUGGAUGGUACUACACCCAUUCAGCACCGGCAGACCAUGGUCGACGAGUUCAACAAUGACCCAACGCUGCACGUGUUUUUACUAACCACCAAGGUUGGCGGGCUGGGGGUCAACCUAACGGGGGCCGAUCGGGUUAUCAUAUAUGAUCCCGAUUGGAAUCCCUCUACCGAUAUGCAGGCGCGGGAGCGCGCAUGGAGGCUUGGACAAAAGCGCGACGUCACCGUCUACCGGCUUAUGACCGCCGGAACCAUCGAGGAGAAGAUCUAUCAUCGCCAAAUCUUCAAGCAGUUCCUCACGAACAAAAUUCUGAAAGAUCCCAAACAACGCCAGACGUUCCAGCUGAGCGACCUCCAUGAUCUCUUCUCCUUGGGAGAAGAAAACCAAGGUCCUACGGAGACGAGCAAAAUCUUCAAAGAUGCCGAAGUCACGUAUGAAGACAGAGAUAGCACAUCUCAACCGCCUGGCACAACAGCUCAAUUAGGGGAAGUGUCAUAUGAUCUGCAGGAGGAGAAGAAGGACAUCAGCAGGGUGGUUGGUGUAGCAGCCGUCGAAAAGUUCCAAGGCGAUGAAGAGCAACGGGGCGAACAAGAGAAGGGAACUCCUAGUGCCAAUUCGGAGUCUCGCAUCAUGGAAGGCAUUUUUGCUCGAUCCGGGGUCCAUUCAGCACUGGAGCAUGACCAGAUCGUGACUGGUAAACGCGUCGUGCGAGCAGACCCCAAGAUAAUCGAGGCCGAAGCGAAGAGGGUUGCUGCCGAAGCUGCCGAGGAGCUGCGGCGCGCGGGAGAGGCAGCGCGGUCCGUGCCUAUCGGGACUCCAACCUGGACAGGCCAAUUCGGCCUGGCCGGGAGACCCGAAGAGGCACCAAGCCGGCCUACGUUUGGUGGAAGCAGCAGCAUAGCUAGACGAGCGGUAGCCGGACCGUCAUCAGCCAGCAUCUUGGCCAACCUCUCCGCGCGCACACCCUCUUCACGAAGUAGCAGCAACAGUCCCGCCCCAUCGCGUACCCCCAGCGGGGUUGAUUUCAUAACCAUGAUCCGAGAUUUCAUUACGGCCCAUGGUGGGGCAGUAUUUACUCAAAUGUUGAUCGAUCAUUUCAACCGCUACUGCACUACUCCGCAGCGAUCGGCUGAGUUCAAGGAGAUGCUGAAGACGAUUGCAGUACUGAACAAGGGCGGACGAAAUGGGCGCGGCAAAUGGUCCUUGAAGCCUGAGUACGCCAAUAAAAGAUGAGAAGAAUCUGCCAGUCGUCCUUUUACUAUUGGGAACAUGAUCUCGUGCCCAGAUGUUGACAGACCAGCCUUGAUUGGGCCGGUUGCAUAUGAGACAAGCGGCUUCUGGCGUCCUCGCACCCGGAUGGUUAGAUCAAUCGGCUUUGAAGGGAGAGGGUGUAUAACAAGGGAUACCCCUGUUUUGGGCGAGCGGGCAGAUGGACC
Aspergillus ibericus CBS 121593 is the source of this 4026-nucleotide messenger RNA. Its product is annotated as DNA-dependent ATPase RAD26. Gene Ontology annotation, cellular component: nucleus. Gene Ontology annotation, biological process: transcription-coupled nucleotide-excision repair. The record is from RefSeq and is a predicted model, not a curated record. Lineage: Eukaryota; Fungi; Ascomycota; Eurotiomycetes; Eurotiales; Aspergillaceae. Gene Ontology annotation, molecular function: ATP binding; ATP-dependent chromatin remodeler activity. The coding region runs from base 167 to 3823 and encodes 1218 amino acids. The transcript is spliced from 3 exons.